This is a messenger RNA of Apis dorsata (giant honeybee), 1074 nucleotides long. Its product is annotated as homeotic protein empty spiracles-like. Gene Ontology annotation, molecular function: DNA-binding transcription factor activity, RNA polymerase II-specific; DNA binding. Lineage: Eukaryota; Metazoa; Arthropoda; Insecta; Hymenoptera; Apidae. The transcript is spliced from 3 exons. Gene Ontology annotation, biological process: central nervous system development; regulation of DNA-templated transcription; brain development. The record is from RefSeq and is a predicted model, not a curated record. Bases 431 to 946 code for a protein of 171 amino acids.
UGAUUUCUAAUUUAAUUUUCUAAUACGGUAUUAGAAAAUUCGAAGGGGUAACAGUGUCUUACAGCAAGUAGUUGACUGCCACUGAUCUGCAAGGUACCGCCCCCUUGUUUGAGAAACUAAGAGACCCAAGCAUGCCUGGUUUCUCCUAUCUCCUUCUUUCCCUCGCCCUCUUUCCUCCCUCUGUACCCUUUUACUUUACCUUCCCCUCCUCCUGUUUGGCCAGCAGGUUCUUUGCCAACGUUCCUCCCUUUCUUGCAUCGGCGUUUUGCCUCCCCGCUAACUGGAGGACGAUGAAGAAGAAGAAGAGGAGGAAGAAGAAGAAGAAGAAGAAGAAGAAGAAGAAGAAGAAGAAGAAGAAGAAGAAGAAGAAGAAGAAGAAGAAGGUGUGCGCUGGUUCGCGAGGUGGCCGGUAGUUAGCACUCCAUUACACAUGGUUACCUAUCAUCAGAGCACGCCAGCCACGCGAUUUGCUCCCCGGGCCCCAUGGAUAUUCAUGGACCGUCCCGACAUACCAGGCUUUCUCCUCCAGCCAUUCAGGAAGCCGAAGAGAAUAAGGACGGCCUUCAGCCCCAGUCAGUUGCUGAAGCUGGAGCACGCGUUCGAGAAAAAUCACUACGUCGUCGGCGCGGAGAGGAAGCAGCUGGCGCAGGCGCUCUCGUUGACGGAAACGCAGGUGAAGGUAUGGUUCCAGAACCGACGGACGAAGCACAAGCGGAUGCAGCAAGAGGAGGAGGCGAAAGCGCAGCAGCAAUCUGGGGGCGGUGGAGGCGGAGGUGGUGGCGGCGGUGGAGGGGGCGGGAACACGAACAACAAUUCCAACAAUAAGAACACCCAUCACGUGAGCAAAUGGCAACAGGAGACCGGAGAUUAUCACCACGAGGAGGAGGAGGAAGAGGAGCACAUCGAUCCGGAGGCGGAGGAGUGUUCUAGCGGCUCGGAGGCGUAGCUAGACGUUCUCUGCCUGGACUAAGGUGCCAGGAAUUGCGUCUGACCGACGAUGAACGAUUGCUCGAAUUUGUGGCAACCGUGGUUCGAUCAUGAUCGACAAGAAGAUAUAAGAUCCCUAUGGAGAAA